AUGAGAGCUCUCCUCAGCGCUGUCCUCCUAUCGGUACUAUUUUCCCUGAGAAACCAAAGCAAGGUGAAAUGUUAUAAGAUCCAUGGGAGGUUAAGAAGCUAUAAAAGGAAUGCAGCUGUUACGAUUUCUAAAAAUACAGAUGAGUCGAAAAGCGAAAUUGCACAGAACAGCAGUUUGAGGAACACAAUAAAAGAUAUAAAAAGAAGAAUAAAAUUUAAUGAGAAAAAUGUGAGACCUCGAAAUGGAUCCUUUAGUAAAAAAAAAGACAUACAUAAAUCGCUAAUCGAUGAUAUUAAUAAGGAGAUGCUUAAGGAAAGUAUCAAAUAUGUGGGAACUAAUUAUGACAGAGAAGAGAUCGCCAAACAUAAUAUUCUUCCCCUACCUGUGGAGGAUAAAACGUCCGAAUGUUACAACUGUUUGGUGCUAUGUAAGGGUAUGCCAUUUCAUGUGGACAAUGAUAAAAUUAGGGAAUUUUUUAAGCCACACAAACUUGUGGAUAAAUAUACAAUUUUUAUAAAAGACAAGAAAGGGAAUUUCUUCGGAGAUGUUAUUGUUAGAUUUACAAACAAAAAAGAGAAACUACUGGCAUUGAAAAAUAAAAAUUUCAAAUUUCUAAUGCACAGGUAUAUACAGCUGUAUAAUAUUAAUGAAGAGCAUUAUGAGGAAUACUUUAACGUGGGUUAUAAAAACCCUCCUUCAUAUAAAAAUUACGUCCCUAUUAAGAAUGUCAUUGUGUCGAGUGCUCUUGAGGAAGUCGACCCGUUUGCCGAGGGAGGAAGUACCGAUAGGGAUAACACAUCACCCAAUGUGCAUGCCACUUCCGAUGAACAGUUCCAGUAUCACUCCUUUUUUUGUGACAACCUAGAUAAUGAUGCUGAGACAAAAGAACUUAGAGAAAAGGUGAACAAGAAAGGCAUUCUUCUGAAAAGUAUAUACACAGGGAAAAAACUCAGAGGGAGAAUAACUUCUGUGCAUCCUUAUGGAGUUUUCGUGGACUGUGAUGUGUAUGUUAAGGACAAGAAUGAUCGAUUUAUAAAAAUACUGGCUCUACUACAUAAGAACAAACUAACCAUAAAUAUAGGACUCCCCACGGACCCUUUACCAGAACAGGAGGAGAAAGAAUUAAUACUACAAAAAAAUAUGAAUAUUAUUGUGUACGUGGAUAAAAUUAUAAAAAGGGAGAUUCAUCAUAGUGUAAGUAAUCCUAGGGAUGGAAAAAAUAAUUUAAUUUUUUUUAACCUCACUUUUGAUUCCUCCAUAACGGAGGAGAAAAUCCAGUGGCUUCAGAAUCUCAAGUUGAGAAGGCAGUCCAUUGAGGAAAAAAUGAAAACAUGCAACGACAGAUUUUUGAGCAUGUCUUCGGAGGGGGGGGCACCGAGAGGAGUGGCGAGAGGCGUGGCGGGUGUGGAGCCCGAAGUGACGGGGGGGGAGGACCCAUCGGAAGGGGACCAUCCAUCCCAAGUGGUGGAAGCAGACAUAACUGAAGGGACAGACAAAACGGCAAGGAUAGCCGCUCUGAAAGGGGAAAAAAUGGGCAGUAGCCACAAAAUGGACAGUAGCCACAAAAUGGACAGUAGCCACAAAAUGGACAGUAGCCACAAAAUGGACAGUAGCCACAAAAUGGGCAGUAAUCACAAAAUGGACAGUAGCCACAAAAUGGACAGUAGCCACAAAAUGGGCGAUGUGCAUGCUGGGAAUUUCAACAUGCAGAGCUGCAAAACGGAGGAAUUUUCCUCUUCGGAAGAGAACCAAAAAUCGAAAUUGAACAGCAGCGCCAAGAACAAAAAGAGCGACAGCCGUAGGUCAAGCAAAAUCUACCUGAUGAAGGACACACACUGUGAUUAUAAUUUUGUGCGGAAAAAAUGGACCAAACUGGGGGGAGUGAGAGCAGUGUGUGAUUUGAGCAGCAACGCUGAAGAGGAACAGCCUGAGGGGACACAGAAAAAUGAAAAAAGAACGCCAAGCGGAAAUGCAAAAGGGAAUGCAAAAGGAAAUGCAAAAGGAAGAAACAAAAUGAAGAAGAAGAAGAAAAAAAAUUUAGACGACGGUGACGUUUACGAUGAGGACGACAAUUUUGAUGAAAUUUUUAAGCUCGAAGUGGGCGAUGCAGAGGGACAGGAGGAGAACGGCGAGGAGGUGUACAAUGGCACUGAAAACGUGGAACAUGUGGUGGAUGCUGAAAAAGCGGAAAGCGAGCAGGGGAGCCUCAGCGACGACAAAAAUAAGAGGAGCGAAAAAAAGGGGACUAACCACUAUAACGACGAAAUGAAGGGAAUUCUGGACGACAUUUUUAGGAAGCGAGAAGACGGAGGAAGUCCUUCAAAAAAGGCUUCUAUAAAGGUGCGCUCUGAUAAAUGUAAGGAAGGCGCCACUGGGGAACAGACACUUGGACGACCAAGCUUCGAAGAUGUAAGUGACAGAUCCAAAUGGACCAACGAUAUCCGAAAAGAGGAGUCGCUAUUUUAUUCGAAAAUGUUCGGACUGAAAACGGAUAUAAACGACUUCUAUUCAGAUGGCCCACGGAGGAAGGACGCUGGUGGGGUUGGGAAGAACUCGGGUGACAUGGAGGAGCUCAUGAAGCUCAGGGAAGGUGGAGACAAGUGGGGGGCCUCGUCAAGUGACAUCCAGGCGGAGACUUUAAAUUUUGAAGGUUUAGAAAGUUGGAUGGAGCGGGGCAAAAUGGAGGAGAUGGCAACAGAGGAGGGACUCGAAGAGGAGGAAGCGCCUAAAAAGGAAGAAGCGAGGGAGGGACUCGAAGAGGAGGAAGAACCUAAAAAGGGAGAAGCGGGGGAGGGACGCGAACAUGGACUAACUAUCGACGAAGCGAAUGCGGACCAACUAAAUUCAAUAAUUAGCGGGAAAGACGGAGAGACUCUCGAUUUUUCACACUUCGCAGAAAUGACACCAGAAGAACUGAAAAGAGAAAUAUACAAAAAAAAAUUUCUUCUUCCCAUAGACGUAUCAACAGAGAGCCUAAAAAAUCGCCUAAUACAAAUAUGUAUUUGUGAAAAAAAAAAUAAAAUUUGA
Molecule: messenger RNA, 3027 nt
Organism: Plasmodium cynomolgi strain B
Lineage: Eukaryota; Apicomplexa; Aconoidasida; Haemosporida; Plasmodiidae
Exons: 2
Coding region: 1-3027 (1008 amino acids)
Molecular function (GO): nucleic acid binding
Source: RefSeq, a predicted model, not a curated record